Messenger RNA from Clupea harengus (Atlantic herring), 4081 nucleotides. It is a transcript of the gene trak2, whose product is annotated as trafficking protein, kinesin binding 2. Gene Ontology annotation, biological process: neurogenesis; protein targeting; mitochondrion distribution. Lineage: Eukaryota; Metazoa; Chordata; Actinopteri; Clupeiformes; Clupeidae. Gene Ontology annotation, molecular function: GABA receptor binding; myosin binding. Gene Ontology annotation, cellular component: cytoplasmic vesicle; mitochondrion; dendrite. Bases 246 to 3458 code for a protein of 1070 amino acids. The transcript is spliced from 17 exons. The record is from RefSeq and is a predicted model, not a curated record.
UGCUCCCUCCCUCGCCUGCUCAUUGUCUAACGUUAGAUCCUACACCACUGACAGGCUCACAUGCACGGCUCAGGGCGUUUUAAAACAUCUUUGACAGGUGAAAGCCUACCUGAGUGACCUUCGACCUUCUGGAGAUAGAGCAGGAUGUGAGGCGACUGUGAGCAUCUCCUCCUUCAGACCUCUGGUGCGUGUGUGUGUGUGAGUGUGUGUGAGUGGCGCGGUCCACACACACACACCACCACAGAAUGUAUGAGGUCAAGCCAAUGAGUGUGGAGAAGAAGGAAGCCGCCUCAGGAACAGAUGAGGCCGGUGGUCGGGGCAGCAGUGGUUCGGGGGGGUCGGGGGGGUCUCUGUACCUGUACGAGGGGCAGGAUUGGGUCAUCUCCCCCGCCUGCUCUCCGGACGAACCCAGCGCCAUCUCACCCAUCCUGGCCGAGGAGACGCUCCGAUACAUGACCUUUCUUGCUCUAGAGCCCACUACCUACUCUCACCCUGGCUCCCACAGCUUAUCCAAAGUCCUCAGUGCUGAGCGGGUGGAGCAGAUGACAAAGACCUACAAUGACAUUGAAAUGGUCACACAACUCCUGGCAGAGCGGGACAGGGACCUGGAGCUGGCGGCUCGGAUUGGUCAGUCGCUCCUGCAGAGGAACCACGUGCUGCAGGAACACAAGGAGUCGCUGGAGGAGCAGCUGGCACAGGCACUGGACAGGGUCCAUCAGCUGCAGCAUGAGCUGGGCAAGAAGGACGAGCUGCUGCGGAUGGUGGCGAGCGCGUCGGAGGAGAGCGAGACGGACUCCAGCUCCUCGGCCACGCCGCUCAAACACUCCCAUCCACCAGGGGGCGGCAGCGUCAGCCUCAGCCAGCUGGAGCUCCUGCAGGGCAAACUGCAGGACCUGGAGGAGGAGAACCUGGCCCUGCGCUCAGAGGCGUGUCACCUGACGAAAGAGACCAUCACCUACGAAGAAAAGGAACAGCAGCUGGUCAGCGAUUGUGUGAAAGAACUGCGCGAGUCCAACAGUCAGAUGGUGACCCUGACGGACGAGUUGUCUCGGAAGAACGAGGAACUGAUGCGACACCAAGAAGAGAUCGCCCAACUCCUCUCCCAGAUCGUGGAGCUACAGCACAGGGUCAAAGAGCUGGCCCUAGAGAAGGAGGAGUUGAGGAUCCAUCUGCACGCGUCUAAAGAGGCCCAAAGACAACUGACUGAAGAGCUGAAGGAGAUGGCAGAGCGUAACAUGGAGUGUGUGGGGAUGCUGCAGGAGUCUCAGGAGGAGAAUAAGGAGCUGAGGAGCAAACAGAUGCCCUCUGCAGGCCUGCGCAGACACACACCCUACGGCCUCUACCCUAUGGACUCCCUGGCGGCUGAGAUUGAGGGCAGCAUGAGAAAAGAGCUGAGUGUGGAGGAGGAGGUGGCCUUCGAGGACCAAAAGGUGUCUCAGAAGCGCGUGUUUCAGACGGUGCGCGCCGUCAACGAGACAGUGGUGCGAGCAGCUUCCAUGACCCCGCCCCCCCCUAUCCCCGGGUCCGGGAGCGUGGUGAUGACGGCACGCCCCUUCCAGUCUGGCCUCGCCUCUGAGGAGGAGGAGCCUGCCGACCCCGCCAAGGCGGCGGCUCGUCUGGGUCAGCCCGGCUCCCCCGGUGGAAGUGACCUCGUGUCGGCCCUCCAUCGGCUGUCGCUACGGCGACAGAACUUCCUGUGUGAGCGUCAGUUCUUCCAGAUGGAGCGCGACCGCAAGCUGCAGGAGCUGGCCCAGGAGGAGGGCGGGGCCAGCGGCUUCAGUUCACCAAUGGGAAGCGUGGUGUCCUCCUUCAGCAACCUAUCAGAGCUCUCCUUCUCCUCCAGCACCUUCAAGACUUUCCUGCCUGAGAAGUUGCAGAUUGUCAAGCCCAUGGAAGGCUCCCUGACGUUGCACCACUGGCAGCAGCUGGCACAGCCCCAUCUGGGCAGCAUCCUGGACCCGCACCCCGGCGUGGUGACCAAGGGCUUCCGUCCGCUGGCACAGGACGCCGUGUACCGCCUCAACGACCUGGAGGAAGACGAGGAAGACGAGGAGGAGGGGGAGGAAGACCUCAGAAGAGAGGGAGGGAGGGAGCGAGAGAGAGAAAGAGUGGAGAGGAGAAGGGGAGGGAGAGAUGGUGGCAGAGAGAAGACGGACGAGAAGAGAGGAGGAGGAGGAGGAGGGGACGGGGAGAAAGAGGAAGAGGAGGAGGAUGAAGGAGGAAUCACAUUCCUGGUGCAGUGUUCGUCCACGCCGGACGAGAGGGAGAGGAAACAGGUCGCCAUGGAGACGACUCGAGCCGUCCCGCCUCUAUCCCUGUCUCCGCGGCGAUCGUCUGUCGUCAUGGCAACCACUGUGGCAUCCUCCUCGUGCUCUGUGACCCCGACGACCUGCGACCUUCCUGUGUCCUUGGAGCAGGAUAAGUCUGGAGGUGUGUGUGCCGGGGUGCCUCAGGCCAGCCAGACUCUCAGCUCCACAGCGCCACCCUCUGCACUGAAUCCAGGGAAGUGCCAGAGCUCCACCUUCUCCACGUACACCUACACCACCUGUAGGAUCAUGCACCCCUGUGACGUCACCCAGGUCACAUCCAGUGCUGUGUGUAGUCCGUGUGUGUCGGAGCACACACACACCCCCAGCUCCAUGCGGACCGGCCCCAGCACGCCCGUCACCCCCUGCCUGCUCAGCCUGGGGGGCAACGCCUUCCCUCCGCGCCACCUCUCCACGGCGCCCCCCAGAGGCCUGGCCAAGCUACUGCUGGAGCGCGGCAUCUCCGCCCAGGUCUCCACGGAAACCGCCGCCGCCCCCGCCCCGGCACCGGUCCCCGGUAAACCAGCCUCCGUUCCCUUCCGCCUGUUGCCUAGCACCCCUCCAAACUCGCCCUCCCACUCGCCCUGCCCUUCGCCCGUCCCGUUGGACCCUCGGCCCGCGGGCGCUCACUCCUCUUCCUCCUCCUCCUCUUCGUCCGCCGCCGCCGCCUCUGACAACUUCCUGGCGUCGCGUCCGGCGGAGCUCUUUCUGCAGGACGUGUACGGCGUCCGCUUGGGUCGCUCCCCCCGCCCGGACCUCCCCAGCCCCGAGCCCCCCCCCUCCUCCUCCUCCUCCUCCUCCACAGACCCCGCCUCCAGCCUGGUGGAGCGCCUGCGCAGGCUGGGAUUGGCCGGGGUGUUGCCAGGGGCGAUGGAGGCGGAGUCGUCCAAGCAUCGUCGUCAGGAUUCCACCUUCUUGGCCACAGGGGGAGGCAGCCUAUUGGACGGCCUGCGGCGCAAUCAGAGUCUGCCGGCCAUGAUUGGUCGAGGACCACCACGGGGGGGGGCGGUGUCGAGCUCCUCCCAUCCGGCGCAGCCACACCCCACGUCCCUGGCCCUGCCCACUCCGCCCUGGGGGAGCCUCAAGCCCCACCCCUCCUCCCGAAGACACGCCUCCCUCUCACAAGCCCCGCCUUUUCAGAGCAACCACUAACAGCCAUUGGGUAAAGACUGGGAGGAGGAGGGAGUGGCUUGCACUGACGGAACAGACUUUUAUUACUGCUAUUGGCUCCGCCCAGUUCCCCUUCCCCAUCCAAUGAAAUGACUUUAAGUUUGCUAGAGAGGAGACCUUGUUUGUUUUAUGUUUUUAAAAAGCACAAUUGACAUGUUUGAGAUGGGAAACUUUAUUGCCACGGUGUGUGUUUGACGUUUUAGUAGGUUUCAGUGGCCUUAGCAUGUCUGUCAAGGGGAGAAGCGCUAACGCUAACCCUAACCCUUUCUACCGACUUCGACCUUUUUUCCUGCUCUACUUCCUGUCCCUUUUCCCCGCUACUUCCCACUUCCUGUUUCGAACAUCUCCUGUUCCUGUUUCUUUGUAUCUCGGUUUUCCUGUGAACUCUGGAAGCUCAGAAGACCAGCCUGAAAAAAAGAGGGAACAAGAAAGUUGAUAUGCUGAAUUAUAUGAGUGUGAACUAUUAAGGAAAGAAAAAGGAAGUUUAUGAAAGUUGGGAUGUGGACGGUCAGUAGAUAACUAUCAGGUGGGCGAGAGAUAGACAGACAGACAGACAGACAGACAGAGACAGAGAGAGGGAGAGAGACAGAGGAGGGAGAGAGACA